UAUAUUAAGUUGUUAAUUAAUUAUUUUGAUAAUCUUAUAAUAUUAUAGACUUUAGUCGUACGAGUACGACUGUUUUCUGCUACCCGAUUGGCGAUUGUAAAUUUUUAUUUAUUUUUUCAUUGUUACCUUGAACAACUUAUUCAGAACAAGUAGUUUUUUAAUCGUUUAAUAUUGAUAAGAUGAUAUUAAAUGUUUUAUAAUAUGUCCAUGGUGCCAAGUGCUCACUGAAUAUAAUAAGUAAUAAUUUACAACCAGUAUUCAGUACGACAGUACCUAUUCUGCAGUCUUGUACUCAAUAACAUCUUGAAUUGCUGUUUACUUAUAAUUUUUAAGUGAAAGGAGCAAUAGUCAUUUUAUCUAUUUACCAACUUCUUCACAAUGGUAAAAGCAUGGUUCAUGGCAGAAAGUUGGAGCGGUGAUCAACGUGAAGAACACCACAUGCAGCCACCCAAAUUUGUUGAUCUGGAUACUUUAUAUAAACUCACCUUAGUGGAACAUUUCAAAAUUAAUGAAUUAGAUCCUACCAAUGAUAAACUGUUAAACUCCAUCAAGAAAGAUAGAGGUUACUCUUACGAGGAUGAGAUAACAUGUUCUAAAGAAUGCUUACCAAACUAUGAAAGUAAAUUAAAAAUGUUCUUUGAGGAGCAUUUACAUACAGAUGAAGAAAUUCGAUUGGUUUUGGAAGGCUCAGGCUACUUUGAUGUUAGAGAUGGUGUGAAUGACAAAUGGAUACGUAUUAAAGUCGAACCUGGUGAUUUGUUAAUCAUUCCAAAAGGAAUCUAUCAUCGUUUCACAUUAGAUACUAAUAAUUUUAUCAAAGCCAAAAGAUUCUUUGUUGGAGAACCAGUCUGGACACCACAUAAUAGACCAGCAGAUGAUAUGAAUUGCAGAAAAGAAUAUUUAAAUCAAAUAAUAUCUUGUUGAAUAAGAAAACCCAUAAAUAUACACAUAUAACAAU
Diuraphis noxia (Russian wheat aphid) is the source of this 958-nucleotide messenger RNA. RefSeq names its product acireductone dioxygenase 1 (gene Adi1). The record is from RefSeq and is a predicted model, not a curated record. Lineage: Eukaryota; Metazoa; Arthropoda; Insecta; Hemiptera; Aphididae. Gene Ontology annotation, molecular function: acireductone dioxygenase [iron(II)-requiring] activity.